Molecule: messenger RNA, 3907 nt
Organism: Trichoplusia ni (cabbage looper)
Lineage: Eukaryota; Metazoa; Arthropoda; Insecta; Lepidoptera; Noctuidae
Gene: stmA
Product: protein EFR3 homolog cmp44E
Exons: 22
Coding region: 430-3135 (901 amino acids)
Biological process (GO): protein localization to plasma membrane
Cellular component (GO): plasma membrane
Source: RefSeq, a predicted model, not a curated record
UCCGUUGUUAGGGACGUGAGUAGAAUAAAGUGUAUUGUAAUAUUGCCGCCUUCGAUGUUAUUAUGAUCGCAUUGACAUUCAGUUUAGAUAAAAAAAAAACCUUACAAUCUACUAGCUUCCGAAAUGUGACACCGUUGACCCAAAUUUUGUUAAAUCUAGUCAUAUUUUAAAUACCAACUAUUCUUAUAUUUUUGAUUACAUACUACCUCUACGAAAUGUUUAUUUUUAUAAAUAUAUUGUGUAGUGUGAAGUAUUGAAGCCCUGUUAAUAACGCCUCGCGAUUAUUUCCAAUUAAGUGUUAUUAUAUUUCUACUCGGAUUCAGUGUCGUUAAUCUGGUGCAAAUUAGUUGAAAUUUUCAUAUUAUAUACUAGUUGCUAAUGUUUUCUUGUUGAUAUAUUUAUAAACCUGUUAAUUCUAUACCCUGUAAAAUGUCUUUCGUGAAAUGUUGUUUUGAAGCUGGAGAGGGCCACGAUUUUUUGGACUCAUUCGUCCAAAAAUGUACGGAUCCUGGAUGCUGCUGCGGCUGUUGCUCCGCCCUCCGGCCUCACUACAAGCGCCUCGUCGACAACAUCUUCCCCGCCAACCCUCAGGAUGAGCUCGUCAAGUCCAACAUGGAGAAGCUCACGUACUACUCGCUCACCAGCCCCGAGAAGCUGGACCGUAUCGGGGAGUACCUCUUCCAGAAGGCUUCUCGCGAUAUCUAUAGGCGGCGACAUGGUUUCGUGAUAAUCGCGAUGGAGGCUAUGGACCAGCUGCUGGUGGCGUGCCACUCGCAGACCCUCAACCUGUUCGUGGAGAGCUUCCUCAAGAUGGUGCAGAAGCUGCUGGAGUCCACCGACCCACAGCUUCAGAUCCUGGCUACGCAGAGCUUCGUAAGGUUCGCCAACAUCGAGGAGGACACGCCGUCGUACCACCGGCGCUACGACUUCUUCGUGUCCAAGUUCUCGGCGAUGUGCCACAGCAACCACGCGGACACCGUCACCCGGGACAAGAUACGCCUGGCCGGGAUACAGGGGCUGCAGGGAGUGAUAAGAAAAACCGUGUCCGAUGACUUGGUGGAGAACAUUUGGGAGGCUCAGCAUAUGGACAAGAUUGUACCCUCAUUACUUUAUAACAUGCAGACGGCGGAGAAGUACGAGACGGUGUCGUGCAUGGAGGGCGGCAGCGGCGCGGAGCCCCCCGCGCGGCUGGCGGAGGCCUGUCUGCGGGAGCUGGUGGGCCGCGCCAGCUUCGGGCACAUCCGGAGCGUGCUGCGACCUGUGCUCACUCACUUCGACCGACACGAGCUGUGGAUUCCGAACGACUUCGCGGUGCACACCUUCAUGAUCAUCAUGUUUUCGAUACAGGCCCAGUACUCGUACAGCGUGGUGGAGGCCCUGAUGCAGCAUCUAGACGCUGCGGGUAGCGGCGGAACAGACCCGAGAGCCAGGACCCGCGUCCGGGCCGCCAGGGCCACCGUGCUCAGCAACAUCGUGGCCAUCGCCGCCGGGGACAGCGUUGGUCCAUCAGUAUUGGAGAUCAUCAACAACUUGCUCACCAACCUGAGGUCAUCUGUCGCUAGGGAUUCAGAACAAAAAGAAACCGACGAGAAACUGUACCAGGAAGCACUCAUCAACGCUCUGAAAGAGUUCGCGGACCACCUGCCCGACUUCCAGAAGAUCGACAUCAUGAUGUUCAUCGUGAACAAGGUGCCCAGCAUCCAGCGCGGGAACAAGGGCACCAAGGCUGAUGCCAUGCUGCAGAGCAUACUGCUCAAGUCACUGCUCAAGGUGGGCACGACGUACCGCACGACGGAGCUGAGCAAGGCGUUCCCGGCCGCGUUCCUGGAGGCGCUGCUGCGCGCGGGCGCGGCCGGCCAGGCGCGCGCGCGGGCGCUGCUGCAGCGCAUCCUGCACACGCUGCUCGACCGCCGCGGGAACGCGCAGCGGCUGCAGCGGGCCAGUGUGGACUACGCGGAACUUGGUCUGACCAUAGAGAAGUGCUCGCGACAAGACCUGAUCUUCAUCAGUAAACACGGCUAUGCGCUGUUCAGCUCUCUCUACGAAGGUCUGCAACUAGAAUCGAACACGAUGGAGAACGUCGAGGCGAUCUACACGACGCUGGCGCUCAUCUGUAUCGAGCUGGGCUCCGAGGAGACCGUCUGCGAUAUACUGCAGCUCAUACUGGCUAUCCAGCAGUCGGGUCUGUCGAACCCGGUGUUGUCGGUGGCCCAGCAGUGCCAGCUGCAGGCCGUCAGCAUCUCUCUGGCCGCGCUGCUGCCGCACGUCAUGAUGCUGCCCCGCCUCGCCGAGUACAUACACAAGAUCAUCGUAGCCCGUCGUGAGGAAGCCCCGCACCUGCUGCCGCCGCUGCGCGAGGACUACGACGACCUGCAUCCCAGCAAGAUGCCCAACAAGCUGCCAUACCUCAUGAUGGAUCUGAUGGCGCUGUGUGAGCUGCUGAAGGCGGCGGGCGUGGAGGCGGCGCGGCUGUCGGCCAGCUCGCCCUACGCCGCCGGCAGCGCCGCCGCGCCGCACCGCCACAGCUGGGUCGAGGCCGGCGCGGCGGCAGGUCGCGACAGCCUGGCGGAGCUGGCGGCGCCCGCCACCGAGCUGGACAGCGCCAACAGCUCGCCCGGCCUGCAGCGGCAAGCCCAGUACGACGACCUGGACGAGGAGUACAGGAUGUUCAUCGAGAAGUACAACCACAACCACCGGCCGUCGAAGCAGGACUUUGGCACCUAUCGAAGCGACACAGACUUCUGGUACUGGGACCACGACGAUGUCCCAGCAUUCCGCAGCAAAGCCUCUAGUGUCUACAAACAAACACAACAAUCGGGCGGCGGCGCGGGCUGCGCGGUGAGCCUGGAGGCGCUGCGGCAGGCGGCCGGGGGCCCGAGCGCGGCCGAGCGGCGCGACGCCGAGCGCCGCCGCGCCACGCUCAACAACGCCUUCCGCACCGCGCCCUUCGACCAGCUGCUGCACAUCACGCAGCCCAAGUACGAGAUCAAGGACAAGUUGGAAGAGAUCUUCAACUCGAUCAGCGAGGAGCCUCUCCUGCCGGCGUCGGGCUCGUGCUCCCCCGCCGGACAGAAGUCCUACCAGCAGAACGUGCCGCCAUACACCAAGUACUUCCCCGAACUCUUCCUGUACUGAACUCAUUUGUCAGCGGUGAAGGAAAAGUGUUCAUCCGGUGUGUGUAGAUACAGUCUCGCUCAGAAGUCGCACGGUGUACUCCAUAGUUGUAAGGUGUACGGAAUUGACGCGCGCGUGACGUAAUAAAUGUAUACAGUAAUGUGUCUCAAGUCUAUGUUCACAAACUUGUUUAUUUUUUGUUAUAACUUACUUAGAUCUACGUAACUUCGGUGCUAAAAAAAAAGCGUUUAGAAAAGACUUAGGGUUUUGACGUUACCUCGACUAACUUUACUGGAGCGUUUUCAUGUUUACCUGGUAGAUAAAGAUGACGAUGCCUCCAAAUAUAUCCUUUAAUCUCUUCAUUGGUGUCUUUUAAAGAUCAUUGGUAUCAUCCAUCGCAGCCAAAAUUGUGCUCAAUAAAGCUUUGAAUGGUUACCAAAGAUCUAUGCAGAUCUAUAUCUAAGCAGGACUGUUUGCCAUUGUUGAAGCGAAAUGGAGCUCUAAACUACCCAUAGCGGCUUCUCUUUCACAGAAGGAGCUCGUGGCUAAGCUAUAACUGCAUACGUUGAUCGAUCACUGGAAAGCUACGCUUGGCGCGGUCGGUGCGUAGAUGACUGACCAUCUUUGUCAUAACGAUGUCCUCCAUGUUGCGGAAGGCACAUUAAAUUGUGGGUCCUGGCUGUAAUGCAUACAUCUUUGACAGUCGUUACAGUAGCGUAGUCAGAAGCAAGAAAAUCUGAGAACCAGUCCAACUAAGAGGUAUUGUGUUGGCCAGGUAACUGGGUUGAGGUGG